This is a messenger RNA of Ceratotherium simum simum (southern white rhinoceros), 1545 nucleotides long. NCBI's taxonomy places the organism in Eukaryota, Metazoa, Chordata, Mammalia, Perissodactyla, Rhinocerotidae. The record is from RefSeq and is a predicted model, not a curated record.
GGGCUUGUGUUUUGAAGGGAGGGUCAGGGGUGAGCUGAGCUGGCAGCAUUUUUGUCUGCUUUACCUGACGCUGGCUCUGUCAUAGGCCAGAUCUUGACCUGAGGGGCGCACACACUCACACCACCCCAUACACAUGUCACACGCAUGUCUUUCUACGUUGCACGUGGGGUCCACUUGGCUUCCAGAUCUCUCCGCAUGAGUGCAAUAGCUGUUCAGAUUGCCCGUGGCAGGACAGGACGAGGGCUCAGAGACACACAAGGGACACCCACACAUGGAAUCAAUCAGCAGAGGUCAGGUGAGCCGAGAGCAGAGCCGUGUGGAAUCUGGACUCGCCAGGCCUGGAGAUGGCGGGAAACUGCUCCUGGGAGGCCCAUCCUGCCAACAGGAACAAGAUAUGCCCCGGCGUGAGCGAGGCCCCGGAGCUCUACAGCCGUGGCUUCCUGACCAUCGAGCAGAUCACCAUGCUGCCCCCACCGGCCGUCAUGAACUACAUCUUCCUGCUCCUCUGUCUGUGCGGCCUGGUGGGCAACGGGCUGGUGCUCUGGAUCUUCGGCUUCUCCAUCAAGAGGAGCCCCUUCUCCACCUACUUCCUGCACUUGGCCAGCGCCGACGUCGGCUACCUCUUUAGCAAGGCCGCUUUCUCCAUCCUGAACACGGGCGGCUUCCUGGGCGCGUUUGCCGACUACAUCCGCGCCGUGUGCAGGAUCCUGGGGCUCUGCAUGUUUCUCGCCGGCGUGAGCCUCCUGCCAGCCAUCAGCUCGGAGCGCUGCCUGUCGGUCAUCUUUCCCGCCUGGUUCUGGCGCCGACGGCCCAAGCGCCUGUCGGCUGUGGUGUGCGCCCUGCUCUGGACCCUGUCGCUCCUGGUCACCAGUAUCCACAACUACUUCUGUGUGUUCCUGGGCCGCCAGGCCUCUGGGGUGGCCUGCAGGCACAUGGACAUCUUCCUGGGCAUCCUGCUUUUCCUGGUCUUCUGCCCACUCAUGGUGUUGCCCUGCCUGGCGCUCAUCCUGCACGUGGAAUGCCGGGCCCGGCGGCGCCAGCGCUCCGCCAAGCUCAACCACGUCAUCCUGGCCAUGGUCUCGGUUUUCCUCGUGUCCUCCAUCUACUUGGGGAUCGACUGGUUCCUCUUCUGGAUCUUCCAGAUCCCGGCCCCCUUCCCCGAGUACGUCACCGACCUGUGCAUCUGCAUCAACAGCAGCUCCAAGCCUGUCGUCUACUUCCUGGCCGGCAGGGACAAGUCGCAGCGGCUGUGGGAGCCUCUACGGGUGGUCUUCCAGCGGGCCCUGCGAGACGGCGCCGAGCUGGGGGAGGCCGGGGGCGGCACGCCCAACACGGUCACCAUGGAGAUGCAGUGUCCCUCUGGGAACGCCUCCUGAGAGGUCUGCACCUGGAGAGGAGGCAGGGACCGGGAGCAGCCGGUGGCCUCCAGAGACCCUUUGCUGCAGGACAGGAGCUGGGCAGCCGCCCCGGUGCCCAUGCGCAAGGAGGAAAGUCUGCCGCCCGCCCCUCAUGCCUCCUUCGCCCUGGGCCGAGGCUCCAGGGGUG